This is a messenger RNA of Coffea eugenioides, 1385 nucleotides long. Its product is annotated as p21-activated protein kinase-interacting protein 1. NCBI's taxonomy places the organism in Eukaryota, Viridiplantae, Streptophyta, Magnoliopsida, Gentianales, Rubiaceae. The coding region runs from base 81 to 1100 and encodes 339 amino acids. Gene Ontology annotation, molecular function: protein binding. The transcript has 3 exons. The record is from RefSeq and is a predicted model, not a curated record.
UUUAAGAAAAGAAAUAACAGCUUAAAACCUGCUAUUUUCCUCUUCCUCAUCCCUCUCACGAAACCCCAGGAGGAAGGAAGAUGAGUCUAAUAGCAGGCUCUUAUGAGCGCUUCUUAUGGGGAUUCAAGCUGAAAUCCCAAAAGCACCCUCAAUCUUUCUCUCUAAACCCGCUCUUCUCCUUUCCCGGUCACCUCUCCCCAAUUAAGUGCGCCGCCGUAUCUGGUUCGGCCGCAGUGACAGGAGGCUCCGACGACACCAUCAAAAUCUAUGACCUCUCAACUUCUUCUGAAAUCGGCUCUCUCCACUACUCCUCCAGCAUCACCUCCCUCUGCUUCUUCACCCCGCCUUCCUCCGCCCUCGCCCUCCCACGGAACCUCAUUGCCGCCGCGGAUGACGGCGCCGUCAUCAUCUACGAUGCGGACCCUUUCGUUCAUUUGAAAACUGUCAAGAGUGUGCAUAAAAAGGGGGUGAAUGAUCUCUCUGUUCACCCUUCCGGGACGUUAGCGCUGUCCGUUGGGAGAGAUGAGUGCUUGGCUAUGGUGAAUUUGCUGAGAGGACGGAGGAGUUUUUGUUGCAGACUGGGAAAAGAAGCUUCCAUAGUUAGGUUUAGCGGGAGUGGGGAGAAAUUUUUUAUGGUUUUGGAUGAUAAAAUUAAUAUCCACGAGUCAGAGGACGCGAAGAUAGUUGCUGAAUUGGAUAUCAAGAAAAGGGUUCUUUGUGCUGCUCCUGGAGCAGAUGGGAUUCUGUUUACUGGUGGAGAGGAUAGGAAUAUUACCGCUUGGGAUACAAAUUCGGGAAAAGUUGCAUAUAGCAUUGAAGAUGCACAUUCAGCCCGUGUGAAAGGUAUUGUUGUGCUUUCCCACAGUAGAGGUCCUGCUCCUGGGGAUGAACCGUAUCUAGUAGCAUCUGCUUCGUCUGACGGGGUUAUUCGUGUUUGGGAUGUUCGCAUGGCUUACCGGGGGCGACCAGAUCCACUGGCUGAGGCUAAAACAAAGUCCAGGCUGACUUGCCUUGCUGGAUCAUCUUUCCGAACAAAACGAUCACAGAUUGGAAACACAACACUUGGUAAUAACCAGGAGAUGCUAGAUAGAGAGUCAUGACACUGCCUUUUGGCUGAAGGAUGUAGUAAAGACCUUGACUAUAUUUUUUUUCGGCAUGUGUCUCUUUAUAUAUGUUUUCACUGAGAUGUAAUUGCUGCAGUUUUGACUGCUUAAAUAUAUGUUGUGCUGGUAAUGGUAAAAUGUGUAUUUUUCUAAAACUUUCUUCCUCAUGUACGUUCUUCCCUUCCGUUGUACCUGUAGUUAAUUGGUAAGUUGGUUUAUUCUUUCUGUUGUUCUAAACAUACCAUAAACAAGUCUUGAAGGCAAAUCCUGCUGUUUUCUAUC